This is a messenger RNA of Sander lucioperca (pikeperch), 8965 nucleotides long. RefSeq names its product shisa family member 7 (gene shisa7b). Lineage: Eukaryota; Metazoa; Chordata; Actinopteri; Perciformes; Percidae. Gene Ontology annotation, cellular component: dendritic spine membrane; postsynaptic membrane; AMPA glutamate receptor complex. Gene Ontology annotation, biological process: regulation of short-term neuronal synaptic plasticity; regulation of AMPA receptor activity. The record is from RefSeq and is a predicted model, not a curated record. The transcript is spliced from 10 exons. Bases 3324 to 5414 code for a protein of 696 amino acids.
GUCCAAUCAAUGACUUGGCCACGGAGCACAGCGGACCUGUGUGAGAGCAGUUUGUGACGGAGAGACAGAGGGAGCAACAUCAACGCCGUACGUGGAGCGUUUGAGCAUCACAGACAUCCACCGCAACGAUAAAACUGAAAUAACGUGACAAUACUCGAAAGAUACAUUUUUUAAAGGCGUCCUCUCACCGGUUUUAUACGCUUUUGUUUUAAUGAUAUUUUUUGUACUGGAGGGUAACGACGAACGGGGCUUCACUGCGGCUAAUCAAUUUUCCUCUUCCAGACCUGGGAAUUACAAUGAAAAAUGUAGGUGACACAUUUUCUCUCACAAUCCAGGAAUCACAAUAGCGAAGACGGCGAAGAAGAAAGCAGGGGGAAAAUGGUGACGGGUGCCGCAUCUAUAGGAUCAGCAUCCUCUCUGUGGAGCCCCUGCGUAAAAGAAAAACAGUGUGGAAACUGGUGAACAAGUGAAUGUGAACCUGUGAGAGAGAGACUUGUAGAAGAAAAGGUGGAUGCCACUUUGGAUCUCAACAGUACCGUCCCCGCACCACAUGGAGGUUUUCUGGGGGGUUUUCUCAGCUGCUUUCAAAGCCGAGGCUCCCCACUAACUACCCCUGCUCCUUUUCCACUAUUUUUACUUUCUUGUUGUUGUCGGGAUUAGGGGCUACAGACCUCUUCCAUUCUCGUCUGCUGUUUUGUUCUAAGCAAGACCAAAACCAGGUGCCAAACUGUGUCAAGAGAAGAAGCAAAAAAAUCGAUGAAACUAACCGUCACCAAAUCAUCAUAAGAAGAGUUGAUUUAGUCAUUUAGCUUUUGAAAACCUGAUUUAUUACCUAGAGUACAGCAUUAUUGAUCUCCCCCUCAACCCACACGCACAUUGCAACAUCCUGCAUCCCAUUAAAAUCCUAUUUAAUCUCAACACGUUCAUCACAGCACAUUGAAGAGAUAUUUCAGCAAACUUUAUAUCCAUUGUCUUCAGUCGGUGUUUGCAUAGCUGCUGCUCUCAACGCUGACACGGAGAGGCGACGAUCAGUGCAUUAUUGGUUCAAAGUGCUUUAUAAACGGAUCCUCCAGCUUGUAGUCGUGUGUUGCCGAAGAGGCGCGUGGUAGGCGGCGAUAACUCUGCUCUGACGCCGCCUGAACAUUUCAUGGCUUCGGCAGGACAGCGUUGGCUGGCGGGCAACACAAGCCACGUCUAACCUGAUAAAUAUAGACUCCACUAGCACCACCGCCGCUGCUGCUGCUGCUGCUGCUGCUGCUGCUGCUAUCUCAAAGGCUUGGAGAUAUCCCGUCGUCUCAGUCUGCGCUGUGAAACACUGUUGCCACCUUUCCUAUCUCCUUCUUCCAGUUGCUUAUAUGAGAGAGGCCUCUCGCUCCGCGUCGUCGUCUGUUUCUUCCUACACGUGGCGCUAAACAACCCGAAAGCCCCCUUUAUCUAAUCCCAGUGACCUCUUCAAUGUUUUUGCAUUCUUCCUUAUAUUCUACUUAAAAGAAAACAUGCAAUUUAAAACCUUUCACUGUAUUUAUAUUUACUGUGGAGGUGUGUAUGAACAUAACCUGAAGCCAUACUGAACACCAGCCAUACAAAUACCUUUUUUUUUUUUUUUUCUCUCAUUUACAAACGCCUCACAAUGUUUAGGAUUUCUUCAACCGAGUGAUCUUCGAACACAUCAGUGCACAUUCAGGGAGUCAACGAAGACACUGCCGGUGAAUAGGACUCGACGUUUCACACGUUUGGAUGACAGAACGGCUUUGUAAGGUGUCGUUUUUUUCUACCCGUGUCUUAACUAGAUCGUACCGAAUCUGUGAGCGGACAGCCCGCGGCGUCAAGCGUGGCAGUGACUGCGUCGAGUUUCCGCCGUCGCCCCGUGUUCCUCUGUCUUGACGGAUGAAUCCGGACAUUUUCAUGUCUGUUCUGUGGGCAGAACCUCUCUGCCCCGCUAGAACCGGGCCCAAGCCCUCCUUCGUUCUCUUUUGUUGGGCCAAGCUAAAUUCAGAGCAAAGACACUCACACAAGGGUAUCGAACGCACAUAGAUCCUCCCGUUUUUAAAAAAAAAAAAAACUUUUUUCUUUGUCAUUUUGACACCUGUUUCUUGCUAUUGAUCACUCUUUUGUGAAUGCCUUGACAUGCUCAUUUAUUGAACUGAUCUCUGUUCUCUAGUAGCUGCUGGAAGAAUUUGUUUUCUUAAAGAUUUCUGCUCGAUGUUCAGUCAGCAGCUUUAUUUGUCAAAACUCACUGUCCACAACUUCUAAAUUCACCAUUCUACUAUAAUUUAAACCCAAAUUUCAAGCAUAAUUGACCUUUUACGGAUUCUCUUCCUCUAAACCCUUUUGAAAGGAAGAGUUUGUUUAUUGGCAAAUUGUGAGCAAAUACAAAUUUAAGUCACAGCUUGUUCACUCGUUCACUAAACAAAGCUGAGAUCUCUGAAGCUGCCAGCACUGUUUACAGACACGAGACGCGCAGGGCUCCCAAUAUUUUGAUUUGAAAACAGACAUUAUUUUUCCACGUAUGAUUUUUACAUAAAACAGGACAACAGAAGUGCCAAGCUCAAACUAGAAAACAUCUAACAUCUGUUAAAGCUCAUCAAACGUGAAACAUAAAGUUUACAUACAACACUAAAUGUUUACAGACAAAGUUUUUCCAUCACAGUUUCUUACAUGAAUCGUAACUUUUGUGCCAUAAACUCCUCCAAGAAAACUCUUCAGUUGGAGAUAUGUAAGACUCUUUUUGCGGAGCGGUCAUUAUAUUAAAAGGAGUCUCAUUUUAUUUACAGAAAGUGUAAAAAAAAACAAAAAAAAACGUACUGCCUAUUUUGAAGAUUUAGAAUUUUGGCCUAGAGACUGUAGACCAAAAUCAAAUAUCCGACACCUGCUGCCAUAAAACAACUACAUUAUUCUAUAUUUAUAAUCUGUUAAAAGUUUUCAUUUCAGAACAACAGCCAUUCCACAGCCAGUUCGUACAGGGCCUAAAAAACCCUGAAAGACCUCAAUGUUUACAAAAGCUGCUUAAGGGAAGGAUUUGUAUACCAGGAGAAAUGUUUACAUUAAGCUGAAGAAGUGAAAUGCCAAACACAUUCAUACAUUGAUACAUUGCUUGAACUAAGUCAAUCCGCUGAACUCCAAGAGAAACCCUUUGCUCCUGUGCGGUGUGUACAGAACAAGAAAGGGAUCGGUUCAUCGGACUUUUCAUACACAAGGUUUUUAUAAGUCAAGAAGCCGCCGUCUUGGAAAAGGACGCUGACAGUUCACAUUUGGAGCUGUUUAUGUGAUUAUUUUUGUUUUUGUUUUUGACACGACGGCUCCAGAACUUUUGUGAUCAAACGAUGAAACCUGCAACUUUAAGAGCGAUGUUUUGCUCGUCCCUCGCUCUCCUGCUUUUCUCCUGCCUCGCCGUCUCCACGUUAACCGUCGCCACGGAGCGACGCGCUGUCGACAGCGACGUCAGGACUCUGACCGCCGGCGGCAGCUCCGCUGCAGCCGGUAAGAAGAGCACCACCUUGUUCCUCCUGACCGGCUACAAGCCGCCGCUGCCCCCGCUGCCCGCCGGGCCCAAAGUGGCGCCGAAAGCGGCCGAGGUGGAGGACGGCGAUGAUCCACCGGUUGCGGCCGAGCUCCCUCCCAAGCCCCUCCCUCAGACCAUGUUGCCAAGGAACAUGACUGCCGACGCCCUGAAGCCUCCGCUCGGUGCGGCCCAGGUGGCUCCGCCUCCCAGACAGCUGGUGGAUGUGGACGUGUGCAGGGGUUACUUCGACGUGAUGGGGCAGUUUGACACCACGUUCAACUGCUCCAAGGGCAGCUACAUCUACUGCUGCGGUACCUGCCACUACCGGUUCUGCUGCGAGCACCAGAGGAGCCGGCUGGACCAGGAAGCCUGCAACAACUACAUCUCCCCCGUCUGGGCCGACCCACAGGGCCCCGUCACCGUAAACGAGGACAACAAGCCCGACCCGGACUUUGAGACGCUCCAGCAGCAGAACAGCAGCACGGCCUAUGUGAUCGGAGGUGUGAUCUCCUUCACGCUGGUGGUGGCCGUGGGCGUCAGGAUCGCCUUCAGCAAGGUGGCGCGGCGACCCCGCAACAGGGACAUCAACAUGCCCAGAUCACUGGUGGAUAUCUUGCGUCACCAGUCGAGCCCGGUGCAGCAGGGAGAGAGGAACAACACCGCAGUGUUGACCACCACCGCCUCAGACGGACGGACAUCCAAAAACCACUACACCCCCAUCCUGCAGAGCAAAGACAACCGCACUGGGAACAUGCACCACCAUUUUAACCAGCAGGGGUCUGCCUCCAGCCCCAAACACUCUGCUACCAUCGAGCGUGGAGCCCGUAUGAACAACACCUCCCAGCUCUCCUCUGGAGCCACCCUGCUUUCAGGCGGCGGUAAAGGUCCCGGUGGUGGUGGCGGCAGCAUCCUCGGCGGGAGCAUGAGACACAACAGCAGCCACCCGAACUUCUCCCACUCCUUCCACAACCUGGCCCAGCUGCCGCCGUCCUACGAGUCGGCCAUGAAACCUGAGAUCAACCGCUACAGCUCCCUGAAGAGGCUGGAGAAAGAACUUGACGAGUACUCCAGCUACUACAACUCCAAGCGUCGCUCCAACAACGCUCCGCCCUCCUUCCACUCCUCGCAGCACUACCUGCCCUGGGGAGGAGACUACACGCUGGGAUCCCGGGGCACGCUGCCCCUCCACGGCUCCCGGCCCCGCCUCCACAUCCCCGCCUCCACCCCGAACCCGUACCCGCUGCCCGCCCAGUCGCAGUACACCAGCUCCUCCUUUGACAGGCCGCCGCGCCGCGUCCGCUCCCAGGACCAGCUGCUGGCGCUCGGGGAGGGCAACACGCUGUCCCGCCUGUCCAAGAACCAGCAACACCAGUACUACAAAGCCAUGAUGAGCACCAGCAGGGGCUCCAACUCGCAGACGCUCCGCAGGUCCCAUGAGAGGCUUCUGGUCUCGCCUGACCGUCUGGAGGACCGGCUAAUGAUGGGCCUGAUGGCCGGAGGAGGAGGAGGCGACCGAGCGGGAGGAAGCGGGAUGGUGCCCACUAUGGGCCGGCUCAGCCACCAACAGAAGACCCAGUCGCAGCAGAACAUCUGCGCCACGCCGUCCCUGGAGCGCCACCACAUGAUCAAGAUGAACUCCCACCCAACGCCAGGCCACGACCGUGACCGUGACCGUGACCGUGACCGUGGCAGUUCCGCCGGCAUGCCUGUGAUGGGCAUGCCCGGCGGCUGGGACCCCCACGGGGGCCACGGGGGCCACGGCGGAGGCGGCGGCGGAGCGGGCCACCCCAACGCCCGGCGGAUGGCUUUCGCCAGCAAGAGGCAGAACACCAUCGAACAGCUGCACUUCCUCCCCGGAGGCGGAGGAGUGCAGGGACUGCGGACUGGGAGUAAGAACGAGGUGACAGUGUGAGAGGACGGGGUAGGGAAAGAGAGAGGAAGAUGAAGAGUGUGAGUAGAGAGGUGAAGGCCGAAGCUGUGAAGAAGGUCAAGAGGCAUUUAGUGGGAAGAUGAAGUGGAGAGAUGGGGCCGGAAAUAGAAAAGAGGUUUGAUCUCAGCUGGCUGCCUCACAGGGCUGCACAAACAGACCCCCCCCCCUCCCCUCACCUCCAUAAAACAAAAAAGUGGUGGACAUUAAUCUCAUAGUGAGUAUAGCCAAUUGAUUUCCUCCUCGUCACUUUGUGUGUUUUUAAAAAGAGAAUAUUCAGCCAUUCUUCGAAAAGGGAAGACAGAAAUGUCCACUUAAAAAGAGCAAAAAAAUAUCAUGAAUGCAGCUCAAAGGCUGCGGGGUAUUCGCUGUGACUUUUAUUGAAGGAUACCCACUGAGUCAAACUUGUUGAAUUGUCCUUGAGUUUUAUUGCACUGUCCUCUGAGUCCUUGAGAGCGCUGACAGAGAUUCAUCUGUCUUUGAAUCCACUGUGGAAGAUAGAGCGCGCAGAGGCAGACGGGUUUGCUUGUCUUUGUAUUUAUGAUAAAGUGUUGCAAGUUGCUUUUGUAUGAAAUUAACCUGAUAUUAAUAAUAAUAGUAUUAACAUUACUGAGCCCUGUAAGACUUUGUGUAACAUAUUUAUCCUUUAGCCAGCCAGUUUGUAACUUAAAGGCUGGAAAAUAUGACCUUUCUCUAGUUGUGAUUGGACUAUCAUCGAAGUUAAAAACAUUGUCUGCAAAAAUAAUCUAAACAAGUACAAUUAGUCUGUCACUUGAUUGCCUUCAUGGCUUGAUUUACUCUUGGAAAAAAAUUAAGACCUACAUGGACACAAGCUGCUGUCAUAAAGGCCCAGUCACACCAGCAUUUUAACAGCAACAAUUUGUCUGCAAAAUCCAUCCAAAUGAAAUUGCUGCUACUAAUGAAUUCAACGUAUUGUCCCGUUUGCAAGCAAGCUAACACCCCGUCAGUCAGCAAAAAGCUUGCUGGUUCAGAAACCUUGUAUCCCUCUUCAAUAAAACACACUUUAUUGACUGAAAUGAUGUAAAAAUCCUGAGAACCAAAAGCCAGCGUGGACACAACGGAAAUAGAAAGAAGCGCAGGGAGCUGUUGUGUCCAACUAGCGCUAGCAUGCUUGCUAGCGUGUUAGCAGUUAGCCCAUUUAGCGACAGCAGUCCACCAGCUAGCCCAGCGAGCGGUCACUAUGUCUUGACGUGCAGAUUAAUUCCGCUGUGCCACGUUCUGGAGUGACCGGGCCUUCAAAGUCAAAUCCACUCAGCGGUAUGAUUUUUCAGCUUAACUUUGUACAGUGAACUCUAGUGGGUGUAUAUCAUCUAUGAAACAUUGUGCUGUGACCCUUUGCGUAAUAAUUAGUAAAAAAAAAAAGAAGAAAAGGUUUUGACCAAAACAUCCCUCAAACACUGUUUUCAUUGUGAGUUUGUAGACGAGUCGAGGGUUUCUUUGUGCCUCUGACUGGCAUUCAGCCAAGCCUCCCGUGCUUCUACGACUUCCACAUGCUACCUGCAAGUUGAGCUGCUCACCUCGUAUAAAGGGAAAGGGGGGGCAGAGGGGGACAAUGGACACUUCACACCAAGGGCUAUACCGAAUUAUCUUUGUGUGUCUGUGCUCUGUACAGCGUCUGCUUCUCAUUUUCAUUUCGUGUCAGGAGGCAUGCUUGUGCAUAUGUUUUUUAUUUUUUUUUCUUCUUGUGUAGAGAGAAAAUAUGAACACGUAAGGAGAUUCUGCAAAGCAAAAGGAACUCUUGCGCAACACGACCAUGAUUACUUUCUUUUAAUUUAUUUUUUUCUGGCUGUGAGAUGGACCUUCCAGGCGUUGGGGCUGGAUCUUCCCUUUUCAUGGGGUUUGAUGGGACUCAUGAGGCCUUGUUGGAGGUUUUCAGCCUACCCUCGAUAAAGACAGACAUUGAUUGAUUACUGAGCGAAGCUUCCUGCCAGCCGUUUUUAAUCUUUUUCCUACGAUACAUGUGCUCAUGUUAACGGUUUAUAAUCAUAUGUGUAAAGACCCCCGCCCCCCCCCCCCCCUCCCUGAUCAGACGAUGAACGCUCUUAUUUCUUUUCUUUAUUUUAUUUAAACAUGUAUUUAUUUUUUUAAUCUCUGUGAAUUUUAAUGUAUAACCCCCUCCCCCCCCUGAUUUUCAAUAUUCAAACUUUCUAGUGGAAUUAAAAAAGAAAAGAAAAGGAAAAAAAAAAAAAACAACCAUUUGUAUUCUUGAACAAAAAGAGCUGAUGCAAUCAAAGAGAAAAGAGGAAACCGCAUGACGAUGUCAGAAGCCAGUGUUGAUGAUGUCAUAGUGCUGACUUAUGAUGUCACGGCGUGUAUGUGUGUAAAUGUACAUGCGUCGGUUUUAAUUUGAGUGUGCCCGUGUGUGUGUGUGUGUGUGUGUGUGUGUGUGUGUGUGUAACUCUCUCAGUGUCUUUCUUCUUCUUCUUCUUCUUCUUCUUAGGAAUGCUGAACCUCAUUUUUUUUUUUUUUUUUUUUUGACCAAACUUCGGGGGCCGUGUCUUCAGCUCGCGAAGACGAUUUAAAGACCCGAGUCGCGGCCGUUACGUGUUCAUAUCAACUUGUGAUGAAAUUGAAAAGGCCUGUCGUCGUUUAAUUUUUUUAAAAAAAUUCAAAAAAAAAAAAGGGUGGGGACUUUGACCAAUCGCAGCUUCUCUUGUCGAGCUACGUUCACCAAAGCGAGGACUUUUCAAACGUGAAAAUUUAAAAUUAUCGAAGGCUUAUAUCGUGUCAAGUUUUUUUGGUAUUUGAAUAGAAGUGAAACAGCCGAGUGUAUCGAUUGUGACGUCACACAUCACUCGGCUGAUGAGUUUGUGUCGCUGCUAAAUAUGUAUCUUCAAAAAGGCGAUUUUAUUUUUUUUUUUUUCUCUUUUUUCUCCCAUGAACUCAUUUGUGCUCAUUUUACCAGAACUUUGAGGGCACAAAAGGUAUUUACAGUAUUAACAGCGUCUUUAAGAGUCCCAUUGCUGUGUUUCCUUUAGCGCCAGCAGCUGUGGCUGAAGUGUGUCGUGGAGGAGAAUGUAUUGUGACUUGGAACUGAUAAAGGCGCCGUGGUUUUUACCAUGAGAAAACAUCUCAUCAACUUUUAAAAGGGAACGAGGCAAAAAAAAAAAAGAGGGAAAUGUAAAUGACACGUGGAAAUUCAGUUGCAUUUUUAAUGUCUCAUUUCUCAUACCUUCUAAGGUCUGAUACAGAUGUUAUGUUGUAAUCCAUGUUCAGUUAAUUGCUUCCCUGAUAAAACUGUGCGUGUGGGUGUGUGUGUGUGUGUGUGUGCGUGUGUGUGUAAACCACUGGGAGGGGGAGGCAUGGGCAUAUUUGUAUUCUCAAAGCUACUCUGCAUACCUCAAAUUGUAUGAUACAUUUAUUUAUUACAUCCCCUUAUAUGUCUAAUUCCAAGAAUAUCCAGACCAAGGUCUCACAGAUGUGCAACCCUUUUGUUAUCGGUGAUCAGUUCUUGCGUUUGUAGAAACCAUACUGUUUAAUUGAUAAUAACAAUAAAUUAAAAAAAAUCCCACUUA